AUGGCAUCAGACGGUCGGUAUAACAAGGCCGUCAUGGCGUUUGGAGCAUACAACGCGUCCCGCAAUGAAGGCGACCUCAAGAGCGCUCUUAGUCACUUCCAGGAAACAAUCAGAUUGCUCCGUCGAACAAGCCACCCGAAGCUUGCACUCGCUUUGACCAACUACGCAUACGCGCAAUGGAUCCAUUGCGAGCGAAAUGGCAAGCCCGAGGUCGAAGUCAAGUCAGUUAUCGAGCUGUACGAGGAGGCCAGGCGCGUUUGGAAGAAGGAUUCCACCGUGCUCCACACCAACCUCAGGAACGCCUAUCUUGAGAUGUAUGCCCAACAGCGAUCCCGCACCGAUAUGAUAGCGAACGCUAUCAAGUGCCACGAGCAGGCUCGUCAUCCCAGCAGCGACGGUAAACAGAAGCAGAAGGUGGUGGCCACAAUCAAGCCUGCCACUGCACUUUCAACUCGCCGUGAACAGCAGAGCAAUACCAAUCGGCUUGACAAAGCCAUCGCCUUCCUGGAAGACACUUCGAAGUUCUUCAAACCAGGCUCUGACGAUUUUCACCAUGCGCACAGCGAGUACGAGCUCGGAAACGCGUACAAUGUCCGCUAUAAACGCGGAGGCAACGUGAGAGACCUCAACCUUGGCAUUCUACACUUCCGGAACGCGAUCGACUCUUAUCCCGAAGGCGACGAAGACGGCUGCUUCGCUCAGUUUGCGUUAUCACAGACACAGCUGGUUCUGUACCAUGCCUUGAAUGACCCUCGAGACCUGGAAGAAGAGGAGGUCAACGCUGGGAAUGGGUUGGAGCAAGCUGCUCAGCUUUCAAACGCAGAGCUUGAGAGGAAUUUCUCCACGUUGAUCAAACACGUAAGGAGCGCCCGAGAGUAG
Molecule: messenger RNA, 879 nt
Organism: Cyclocybe aegerita
Lineage: Eukaryota; Fungi; Basidiomycota; Agaricomycetes; Agaricales; Hemipholiotaceae
Source: the annotation of a GenBank genome assembly